Messenger RNA from Ooceraea biroi (clonal raider ant), 2865 nucleotides. RefSeq lists its product as uncharacterized. Lineage: Eukaryota; Metazoa; Arthropoda; Insecta; Hymenoptera; Formicidae. Gene Ontology annotation, cellular component: axonemal central apparatus. The record is from RefSeq and is a predicted model, not a curated record. Gene Ontology annotation, biological process: axonemal central apparatus assembly; epithelial cilium movement involved in extracellular fluid movement.
AUGAAAAACAAGUCUAGACGAUCUAACGCUGUUAAUAGGAAGAAAAAGAUACGUGACAAGGAUGAUUGGAGCGCCGCAUUGGAUUCCAUGUUCAUCAACGACGAUCAUUGGCAUUGCAUAGCGGCGAUGAUGAUGGAGACGAUUGCCGAGCACAGCUGUUACAUCUCGCUCUUCCACGAGUCCGUCGAAGAAGCCGAGCAGACGCGUAUUUAUUCCCUCAGUUAUCAAAAAGCGGUAGAUACGAUAAAAACGUUGUCGAAACAAGAUCCGGAGAAAUGUUCCGCCAUCGAGGGUAUCUGUCAUUACGCGAGUAUGGUUCUGGACGAAAACAAUGGCCAUCUGUCUACCUGGCUCGUGGCACGGAUCAUCAAGUAUCUGAUUUAUCGCACGAAAAUCGAGCACAUCGGGAGACUUAAGGCGGAUCUGGGCCACGGAAUUGAAGAUCGAGCACCCCGAAAUAUCGACGGUGCAAUUUCCACGGGAAGCGGAAUCUCACAUCGAAAAGCUGACAGCGAGAGCGAGUACGCGCUCACUGGCAAAGCGAGCGCUCCUUUGCACGGGGAUGCUGUACCUUUAGACGAACCAAAUCUGUACGUUGUACUUAGUGGGUUUCGUGAUCCCGAUUUACCAGCAGAACUAUUGCACGUCGGAGUCCCUCUGAGUUGCAUAUUAGAAGUUAGAACUUCUGGCCCAGAACGAUACAUCAUGUAUUGCGACACGGGAGAGAAAGACUCGACACUUGAAGACGGAUCGCGCUUUCCUCAAGAUUACCAUAUCGAGGGUAAAAACGCGCUGUUGAAAUUUUGGACAGUCACGCACCAACGAUUCGCCAAUCUAUCAGCGUAUCCGGCAUAUUCUGAUAUAGCCGUUCUUACCUUCUAUCUACCGAGCUUGCCAGAAACGUCCAAUAUCACCGAGAAAGAGUCUCUGAAGCGGGAUAUGUAUGAUAAAGCACUCCUUAUCUUGCGUCAUUUGAACGAUCUUCGCCGACAACACGCGGAGUAUCUCGGAUGCAUGAAACUGGAGAAAAGGAUUGCUGAUAAAGACGAGAAAAUGGAUACUAAAAUUUAUGAGGACGCAUUAAAAGAUAUACCUAACGAAUACAUCAAUGCUCCGUUGAUACUGUCCGCGAUGUUGCUGCAAGUUGAGUCUAAUCUGGCAGGAUUUCCCAGUAAGUGCACUCCUGAUGAUACAAGAUUCAGCGAUACGCGCCACGUGAACUCGUCAACGAUUGCUGAGCGUAUUCCCGUGUCCAUCGUGCGAGACAAACUCAUACUGCUUGACCGCAAGUACGAGCUUUCUGAUGAAUAUAUUAGCAUUAGUCGCUCAUCACAGCCUGCUUAUCUUGAAGUUGUACCAUAUGCGGACGUUCUAGCCAUGAUCACUAGUCUUUCCGGAUCGAUUAAUCUGGACGAUGGAGUUCUGCGUGUCCUGCGAGAUCGAAGAAUAAUUAAUAUUUGGCGGAAUCACAAAAUACCGACGAAAUCCAAAAGCGAAGCAUAUAUGUGUCACAUAAAUAAUAUCGUUCGUCUGCUUAAUGGAAGACAUACGGUCGGUUACGAGGAAGCGGUUGCUUACUUGCACCUCCUGAUGUUUGAAAAAUGGAUCUUUCCUAAUAGCCGUGAGAUAAAAGCACAGUUGUUGACAGGCAAAUUGACAGAACUGAAAUGUACGGGAUCGACGAUACGGAGAACGCAGAGCGCGCCAGAUCUCGUGACAGAAUCGUCGUCCACGAUGUUCAGUCGUCUACGUCGUUUUAAGAGCGACACCGAGAUCGAUUACGACAAGCCGGUAGUCGCGUUCACAGACUGUCCGCUCUUAUUCGCGUUAACGGACACCAAGGAAACCCUGCUUCCGGGAUAUUUGUUCAAGAAUGUCUGGAGAACGAGAAGUUACGAGAGACCGAGUCUCGACGAAUACGAGGACGUCGAGUUACUCUCGGGUCGAGUUUUUCUUCAGGUCGUCCACGAGUGUUUCCAAAGUUUCGAUCGUUUUGCGGCUCGGUACUUUGAACCAACGGAUUCGAUGCUGCUUUACUUUAGCAACAACAUCGAGGUGGGCACCACAUCCGAGAGAAGACGUCUGUCAAGCAUACGCACACCCGUAGGACUUUGGGAAUUCUGCAAAUACAUCGUGGGAGAGGAAGAGAAUUGGAUUAAGCGGCGAGGGCGGGAGACGCGUCGAUCGCGCGCGACGGAUCUGACAGGAAGAUUUACGAAGAAAUCCAUCGAGAUGAAAGAGGAGACGAUUAUAUUCGAGGACGAGUGCUUCAUGCUUCCGGAUUCUCUGAAAGCGCGCUACUUAAAGGAGAGUCCGGAUCGUGACGCGCGAAAGAAAAUUUCGGAAACACGGGGAGAAGGAACGAUAACAGGGAUCGGGGGUAGAAAAGUGACAAGGCAGAAACGAAAUGAGGCGCCAAACAGCGAGAGCGAAUCGUCGGAUGGCGCGCUCACAAACGGAAAAACGUCGAUGACCGAGAAAAAAUCGGACCCAAAGAUAGAUGACGUCGAUACGUCCUUUUUACCGGCGAAACAAAUUCUAUCGUUCGGAUGUGCCGAGGAGGAGGAAUCGCGCGACGUCCUCGGAUACGAUCUCGAGCGUCUUCGUGUUCAAGUGAUUCAUCAUAGCAAAAAGUUUCCUUUGGCCGAUACAUCGGUGCGAGUUGAACUCGAGGACUGGCUUCAUGGGGACUUCAGUUUGCGCGUCGCUGUUACUUUACAGUGCUGCACUUUACGAUUGUCUAGCAGAGUUGGUCACCAUCAGUCGCCGGACACAUUUCACUUAACUACGAAAAGAGGAGCCGUGCUGAGUUUCUGUCGAAACGUGCAAGAGCUAGGUAAUCGAUACGCGUUCCAGAAACGCUAA